Molecule: messenger RNA, 762 nt
Organism: Homalodisca vitripennis (glassy-winged sharpshooter)
Lineage: Eukaryota; Metazoa; Arthropoda; Insecta; Hemiptera; Cicadellidae
Product: histone-lysine N-methyltransferase SETMAR-like
Exons: 1
Coding region: 1-762 (253 amino acids)
Cellular component (GO): nucleus
Molecular function (GO): histone H3K9 methyltransferase activity; protein binding; zinc ion binding
Source: RefSeq, a predicted model, not a curated record
AUGGCCGAUAUGUACGGAAUGGAUAACUACACUCAUGUGGACCCAGCAAUAUACUACAGCGACACUAACAUACCAGGGCCGGGCGUGGAGCCAGGAUUGUGGGAAGUUUCACUAUGUGUCCAAUGCACAUGUGUGGAUGAGUGCGGUACGACCUGCGCAUGCUUGGAGGCUUCAGGAGGUCAGAACUACAUCAAUCGCCUCGUAUCGGAUGAAAAGCUAUCAGCCAGUUCACUCUUGCUGGAAUGUAACGAUCUUUGUAAGUGUUCGAUAAACUGUGGGAACCGUGUGGUACAACUCGGUCCUAGAAGAUCGCUUUCCACUUUCCUCACCAGUCUACGAGGUUAUGGCCUCAAGACUACUUCACAUGUCCAGCGAGGGAGUUUCAUCUGCGAGUAUGCAGGAGAAGUAAUCAGCCGGGAGGAGGCUAGGCGUCGAGCUCUGCAUGACGGUGUCAACUAUAUAUUUGUUUUAAAAGAACACACUUCCAAUUCUGUCUCUGAAACAAUAAUAGAUCCUACUUGUAUCGGUAAUAUCGGCCGUUACGUGAACCACUCUUGCCAACCCAAUGCUGCCGUUGUCCCUGUUUAUAUAGACUGUCCAGUUCCUAAAUUAGCGAUUUUCGCACUCUCUGAUAUUAAACCUGAUGAAGAAAUAACGUACGAUUAUGCCAGUGGAAGUGCCGAAAUUGGGACGUCUCCAUGUUUUUGUCAAACAAAAAGUUGCCGUAAUUUUCUUCCUUUCAAUAAAGAUCUUUUGUGUUAA